AUGAGCUUUUCAGGCAAUGCCCGUCGCAGUGCAAUACAGUCAAAGAAUGUUGAUAAUUCCCACAUAACUAAUGCUAAUGUCAUUGCCGAGGUUUACAACAAUGAUCUGCUUAUGCGACAUAUAGUUAGCUUUGUGACAGAUAUCAAUGAUAGAAUUCACAUAGAGAUGAGCUCGUCGAGGCUUCGAUAUAUAAGUAAGACAUCUAUAUGGAGAUUCAGAUCAGGAGGUGAAACCCUCACACUCAGCUUUAAGACUUUAAAUUCAUACAUAUCGGUGGAGAUUGGUGACGUUUGGUUUGUUUUGCCAUCUACAACUUUAGACAAUAGAAGAGAAAGCAGUAGUGGACGUUGUACGACGCAACCUUUGAAACUGAUGAAUACUCUAUAUGGUAUGGCAGAGCGAUUUGCCUUGGGAAUCAAAAACGUCACACUCGGUGGAGUAGAUCUUUUUAGUACAGGAGUUCAGAACCACCAGUUGAUUGUGACAGCUGAUCUUCUUCGCUUUGUCAACGACAGAUUGAAGAAUGUCAAAACGAUCUCAUUUCGGCAUUGUGGUUUUGACGAAGGUGCCGUGGAAUAUUUAUCUUCGGAAGAGUGCUCGCUCCCUCAUCGUAUUCGAGAAUUAUCACUGUGCAGCAUUUGGUUCGACAUGACGACAUUGAUCUCACCAUUUUCGAGAAUAGUAGCACCGUCCUUACGUGUACUGACGCUGGAGAACUUCAAGGUGAUGCAGUUAGGCUCCGCCUUGUUAGAUCGGAUACGACAUCAAGAGAUGGUUCUGGAUGACAUACACAUUCUACUGAAUCCAUCUUCUUUUCAGGAAAUGUCGGUACCUGCUAUCCGUAAUUUCGUGGAUAAUAUGUCUACAGUGACUAGAGAGCUUCGCAUUGGUGUGCACAGUCCUCGUCGAAGUGGAGAAGCUCUACUCUUCGCCAUGCGGAAUAUUAUACUCUUAGAAAACAUUACGGAACUACACCUCUUUGUGCAACCAGCAAGCCGUCAAGAAGCUGAAGAUGUCAGCCAUAUUUUCAGCCGUGAGUAG
Cooperia oncophora is the source of this 1041-nucleotide messenger RNA. Lineage: Eukaryota; Metazoa; Nematoda; Chromadorea; Rhabditida; Trichostrongylidae. The record is from the annotation of a GenBank genome assembly.